Arabidopsis lyrata subsp. lyrata is the source of this 3318-nucleotide messenger RNA. Its product is annotated as G-type lectin S-receptor-like serine/threonine-protein kinase At1g61440. Gene Ontology annotation, biological process: protein phosphorylation; recognition of pollen. The transcript is spliced from 7 exons. Lineage: Eukaryota; Viridiplantae; Streptophyta; Magnoliopsida; Brassicales; Brassicaceae. Gene Ontology annotation, molecular function: ATP binding; protein serine/threonine kinase activity. The record is from RefSeq and is a predicted model, not a curated record. The coding region runs from base 715 to 3099 and encodes 794 amino acids.
GAGUUUGGUUUGCAAUCCGAAAUUGUAGAAUGGAUCGUCUUCCCUCUGGUGACACUUGCACACCAAUGUUGACUGUUGAAGUCAGCUAUUUUGGACAAAAAACAGUUUGGCGUUGGAGAUGACCAUACAUUCUUCCAAUGUGUAGAUUGGGCAUAAGGGUCAAACGUCAUUACGGUAGAUUAGAACGUUCUGAUUAUGCAUUACAACUGUUCGAUGAAAUGCCUGAACGAGAAUUCACGUAGUCUCCAGUUCAAGAAAAGAAAGCUCUUCCGGCGAAUCUUUCUAUUGAUGCAAGAGUGUACUGGAUUCAAAGAGCUGGCAAGAUCAUGGUCAAGCAAUGCGUUCUGACUUGAAAAAUAUUCUCAUCUUUUGAUUGGUGGAGAGUGUAGGUGCCUAUCUUUCACUGGUUCUCGUCAUGAAAAUGAUAAUGUUGCGUUAUUGACUGGGUAAAAAGUUGGACUUUGUUUGUGGCAAUUACGUUACCCUUGACAAAUGAGGUUUAAGUUGAUCAUGCAGAAUUUUGGAACAUUAGUGCGGUCAGGUCAACAUUGUUUAUAGGUUCUUGAAAAUACUUCUCACAAGUCCCUGGAAGAAAGAAAAAAACACAUCUUUAUCAAAAGAAAAGUCCUUGAGUUUUUUUUUUUCUUUUUCCCUUGGCUUUCUUGGUCUUGUGUAUGUUCGCUUUUUAGUUAUUAGAGAGAAAAGGGAAAACACAUGGGGAAGAAAAGGAUCGUGUUGCUCUUAUUUGUAAGUUUUAGCUAUGCAGAGAUAACAAAAGAGAGUCCUUUGUCAAUAGGACAAACUCUCAGCUCCUCUAAUGGAGUUUAUGAACUGGGAUUCUUCAGUUUUAGUAACUCCCAAAAUCAGUAUGUCGGAAUCUGGUUCAAGGGUGUCAUUCCCAGGGUUGUUGUGUGGGUGGCCAAUAGAGAAAAGCCUGUUACAGACUCUGCGGCAAAUCUAGUUAUCAGCAGCAAUGGAAGUCUUCUAUUAAUUAAUGGCAAACAUGGUGUUGUUUGGUCCAGCGGACAAACUAUUGCAUCUAACGGGUCUCGUGCAGAGCUUUCAGACUAUGGAAAUCUAAUUGUCAAAGACAAAGUUUCGGGAAGAACUCAAUGGGAAAGCUUCGAGCAUCUUGGUAACACUCUGCUCCCUACGUCAACUAUGAUGUAUAAUCUUGCCACUGGUGAGAAGCGAGGGUUAAGGUCUUGGAAAAGUUAUACUGAUCCAUCGCCUGGUGACUUUUGGGUUCAGAUCACACCUCAAGUGCCAUCACAGGGGUUUGUUAUGAGAGGGUCGGUCCCUUAUUAUAGAACCGGUCCAUGGGCUAAAACAAGGUUCACCGGGAUACCACAAAUGGAUGAAUCAUACACAAGUCCAUUCAGCCUACAUCAGGAUGUAAAUGGGUCUGGAUACUUUUCGUAUUUUGAAAGAGACUACAAACUUUCACGUAUAACUUUAACAUCAGAGGGAGCAAUGAAGGUGUUACGGUAUAAUGGAAUGGACUGGAAAUCAAGCUACGAGGGUCCAGCCAAUUCAUGUGAUAUUUAUGGUGUAUGUGGACCUUUUGGUUUUUGUGUUAUCUCAGAUCCUCCAAAGUGUAAAUGCUUCAAAGGUUUUGUUCCUAAAUCGAUUGAGGAUUGGAAAAGAGGAAACUGGACUAGUGGUUGUGCGAGGCGUACUGAACUACAUUGUCAAGGAAACUCUACUGGCAAAGAUGCAAACGUCUUCCAUACUGUUCCCAACCUAAAACCUCCAGACUUUUACGAAUAUACAAAUUCUGUGGAUGCUGAAGGAUGCCACCAAAGUUGCCUGCACAAUUGUUCUUGCUUGGCCUUCGCUUACAUUCCUGGAAUAGGGUGCUUAAUGUGGAGCAAGGACCUAAUGGACACAAUGCAAUUUUCUACAGGAGGAGAACUUCUUUCCAUUCGUCUUGCACAUUCUGAGCUAGAUGUAAAUAAGCACAAGCUGACCAUUGUUGCUAGUACAGUGAGCCUUACCCUCUUUGUGAUCUUGGGCUUUGCUGCGUUUGGUUUCUGGAGAUGCAGAGUAAAACAUCACGCUCAUAUAUCAGAGGAUGCAUGGAGGAAUGAUCUGCAAUCACAAGACGUCCCAGGUUUAGAAUUUUUUGAGAUGAAUACCAUACAAACUGCCACCAAUAAUUUCAGUCUAUCAAACAAACUCGGACAUGGUGGAUUUGGUUCCGUUUACAAGGGAAAACUGCAAGAUGGAAGGGAAAUUGCGGUAAAACGCCUUUCUAGCAGCUCUGGGCAGGGCAAACAGGAGUUCAUGAAUGAAAUAGUACUUAUCUCAAAACUCCAACACAGAAACUUAGUCCGGGUUUUGGGAUGCUGCGUCGAAGGAAUAGAAAAGCUAUUGAUUUAUGAGUUUAUGAAAAACAAAAGCCUUGAUACUAUUGUCUUUGAUUCAAGAAAAAGGCUUAAGAUAGAUUGGCCAAAGAGAUUUGAUAUCAUUCAAGGUAUUGCGCGUGGACUUCUCUAUCUCCAUCGUGACUCGCGCCUCAGAGUAAUUCACAGAGACCUGAAGGUCAGCAACAUUCUUCUGGACGAGAAAAUGAACCCGAAAAUAUCAGAUUUUGGGUUGGCUCGGAUGUUUCAGGGAACCCAAUAUCAGGACAAAACUCGCAGGGUUGUCGGAACUCUAGGAUAUAUGUCUCCUGAGUAUGCAUGGACUGGCGUAUUCUCUGAGAAAUCAGACAUCUAUAGCUUCGGAGUUCUACUGCUAGAAAUCAUCAGCGGAGAGAAGAUCUCAAGGUUCAGCUAUGGCGAGGAAGGAAAAGCACUUCUUGCAUAUGCAUGGGAAUGUUGGUGUGAAACCCGAGGAGUUAAUCUUUUGGACCAAGCUCUUGCUGAUUCUUGUCACCCAUCUGAAGUUGGAAGGUGUGUCCAGAUUGGUUUGCUUUGUGUUCAACACGAGCCUGCAGACAGACCAAACACACUUGAGCUGCUGUCUAUGCUUACCACAACAUCAGAUCUUCCUCUGCCAAAACAACCCACAUUUGUAGUGCACACUAGAAAUGACGAAUCACCGUAUAAUGAUUCUGUCAAUGAGAUGACAGAGUCUGUAAUCCAAGGACGUUGAACAACAAAUGUGUGAUGGAAAUUGUAGAAGGGAUUAUUUUCUUAGAUGAUGUCAUCAUGUAAAUUGAGAAAAUUACAUUCAAAAUUAUGCAAAAGGCAUGUUUAAAGAGUUUUCUAAACAUGUCUUGUGAAUCUCUUCUUCGUUGAGACUAUGUACAUCAUUCACUUGAGUGUGUUCUUGAGCUUGGAAUCUAUUUGGCCGUAUUGGUGUUUUGUUUCA